Molecule: messenger RNA, 4643 nt
Organism: Pseudomyrmex gracilis
Lineage: Eukaryota; Metazoa; Arthropoda; Insecta; Hymenoptera; Formicidae
Gene: Pkc98E
Product: calcium-independent protein kinase C
Exons: 9
Coding region: 1024-3156 (710 amino acids)
Biological process (GO): protein phosphorylation
Molecular function (GO): diacylglycerol-dependent serine/threonine kinase activity; ATP binding
Source: RefSeq, a predicted model, not a curated record
GCGCAAGCGACCAAUCGAGCGGUUCUCGGUCGAGUCUGUUAGGUCGGCGCGAAGUGGUCAAGGAUAGGCAAAGUUGCUUUUCUCAAUUAUACGGAUACACGUCUUCGUCGUUUUGCGAAAUUACCGAUUCGACUCGUUUAAGCUGAUCUCGCACAAUUGCAUGUCAUCGUUGCGGUCGGUGGAACGCGAAACCCGUAGUGGAAGAACACCCCGAUGAGUGUCAAGACAGCGAGGGAGACGACGGGAAGGCCAGGCCUCUUCGUACGUGCGCUUCGCGGUCGUCGUGCAUUAUCGCGAUCGCUGUCACACCGUCAUCGGGUCACGAUCAGCACCGGAGUUGGCGACUGUGCCACGCCGUUUCCUGUUGUAUGCAUGCCAAAGGCGAAGGUAAAGGUGCCUCGCGAUUGAAUACGGCGCUCGUUUGGUGGUGUUGGCUCGAGGGAAGAGAGAGCGCACCACACACACGGAAAGGCAAAGGACCAAGGGCUUUGCGACACGGGGAAAAAGAAAAAUCUGACAGCGCGCGGAAACAUCUCCCGAGAGAAAUAACGAGAGAGAUAAUAAAGAGAUAAAGCGCGAAAAAGAGGUGGAAUGCGAUAAAGAGAAAAGGAGCAAGAAGUGCGAUUUCCGUUCUAUGGAUAUGAGCAGCGCGCUCUGUGGAGAGGAAUUAGGUUGGCCGAGACCGCGAAACGGUAAAAGAGGCCACUGGUAGAAACGUCAAUUCAACCACGUCUGACAAAUUGGGGCAGGGGAGAGAGAUCUUUUGGAUCUCUCUUUUUUUGUUUUUAUUUUCCCACGUUAUUAUCUGUAUUUUUUUUCGAUUUUGAUGGUAGUGGCGGUGCGGUCGCAACGAUUGGGUGACCGCACGUAUUUUAAAAUCAUAUCAAUCGAAAUUACACACUCAUGAAUCAAGAUUACGCACUCGGAAUCAUAUGGGUCGGUACGGUCUCGAUCGGAAUCACAUCCGUCAAAAUCAGCUGGUCUGAGUGUUCGCACUGAUACGUCAGAUUCGAACGCGCGAGGAUGAUAAAAAUCGAGAUCUGCGAAGCCACGGGGCUUCGCGCGACCGAGAAUCAACGAAGAUUCUCACAAGAAGAACCAUUACUAUAUCCGUACGUUCAGGUGAGUGUAGGUGAGACGGGCCUGGGUCGUACGUCCACGAGGCCGAGAACGUCGAACCCAGUUUGGAAUGAAUCUUUCGUGUACUCCGGAAAUCAUUCGGGAAUAUUGAACUUGACCGUCUUUCACGACAUGGUGCUACAACCGGAUUAUUUUAUUGCUAACUGCAACAUUUCCUUCGAAGGUCUGACCAAACAACGUGAUACCGACGUUUGGAUUGAUCUGGAACCUCAGGGAAAAUUGAGAGUGAAAAUGAUAUUCGAUUAUGUAGCAGAAAAUACGCCACUAAGUAGCGGAUUGGGUGGCAAUGGUGAAGGCACAGUCAGCAGUGAACGAGUAUUUAAAGAGAGAGGUUUCGGUGGUAGAAGAUAUGCAGUGCGACGGAAAAUACAUCAAGUGAACGGACACAAAUUUAUGGCUACUUUUCUGAAGCAACCAACAUUUUGUUCGCAUUGUCAUGAUUUUAUAUGGGGCUUGGGCAAACAGGGCUAUCAGUGUCAAGUAUGUACUUGUGUGGUCCACAAAAGAUGUCACAAGUUUGUGAUAACCAAGUGUCCAGGAAUGAGAAAAUUAGGUGGACAAACCGCGUUAAAAUCAAGUAAAGAAACAGAUGGUCCACGCUUCAGUAUAGAUGUGCCACAUCGUUUUGUUCUUCAUACAUACAAAAGAUUUACAUUUUGUGACCAUUGUGGAUCCUUGUUGUAUGGUUUUGUCAAACAGGGUCUACAAUGCGAAGUUUGUAACAUGAACAUUCAUAAACGAUGCCUAAGGAAUGUACCAAACAGUUGUGGUGUCGAUACCAAAGCUAUGGGCGAUAUUUUGCAAACGAUAAAUAUAUCCGCCGACAAGAAAUCCAAACCUUUAAAAAUUACAGAAAGUCACGAUGGACCAUCUACGUCUACUACAUCAUGUACAAACACAUCAUCCACGACUGGAUUACAGGCAAACCAAAGAACAUCACAAUCAAUGAACAUCUGUGAAAACGCAGUACCUGUUAACGGCAGUGAACUAAGAAAAUUCGGUAUUGACGAUUUUAAUUUUAUCAAAGUGCUCGGUAAAGGUAGUUUCGGUAAAGUGAUGCUUGUGGAACGAAAGAGUAACCCCGACGAAGUUUAUGCCGUGAAAAUUUUGAAAAAAAGCGUUAUUAUUCAAGACGAUGAUGUAGAGUGCACAAUGACGGAAAAGAGAAUUUUAGCUCUAGCAGCGAAACAUCCUUUUUUAACAGCCAUCCAUAGUUGCUUCCAAACCACUGACCGACUUUUCUUUGUUAUGGAAUAUGUGAAUGGAGGUGAUCUAAUGUUUCAUAUACAAAAAGCACAAAAAUUUGACGAAGAUAGAGCGCGUUUCUAUUCAGCAGAAGUCACCCUUGCGCUUCAGUUCCUACACAAACAUCACGUUUUAUAUCGUGAUUUAAAACUGGAUAAUAUAUUAUUAGAUUCGGAAGGACACAUUAAAUUAGCAGACUUUGGAAUGUGUAAAGAAAAUGUAAUUGAGGGAGAAACGACAACAUCGACAUUUUGCGGUACACCGGAUUAUAUAGCUCCAGAAAUACUUCAAGAAUUGCCAUAUGGUGCAAGCGUUGACUGGUGGGCUUUGGGUGUUUUGUUGUAUGAAAUGUUGGCUGGACAGCCACCUUUUGAAGCCGAGAACGAAGACGACCUAUUCGAAUCGAUAUUACGAGAUGAAGCACUAUAUCCUGGAUGGAUCUCGCAAGAAGGAGUAUCCAUUUUGAAAGGUUUUAUGACUAAAAAUCCUGCCAAGCGAUUAGGUUGUGUGGCAGCCAAUGGUGGUGAUAAUGCUAUAAAAGUCCAUCCAUUUUUCUACAAGAAGAUAGAUUGGGAAGCACUCGAAGCGCGAAGAGUGCAACCACCAGUUAAACCUGAAAUUAAAAAUGAAAAAGAUGCUUCGAACUUCGAUAAAGACUUCACACAGGAGCCUCCUGUAUUAACACCAAUGGAAGAUGAUGGAUAUAUAAAUCAAGAUGAGUUUCGAGAUUUUUCUAUGGUCAAUAAGGAUUUUAAUCCAACCAGAUUUUAAGCGAUAAACGGUGAUAAUUAUUCUGGAGGAAAAAUGAAGUCAGAUAUCGUGCUAACACUUCCCACUUAACAAGACAAACGCCAUUUUAUAACGUCGUAUUAUUAAGUGGAAAAUAUUAAAACGAUAUCAAUUUCAUUAGACAUUAGAGAUGACAUAUUUCUUGUUAUCUUGGUUACUUCCUCGUUUUGUUCUUCCUCUUUUCCAAUUAAACUAUUUUUUAAAUCAUUUCUUUAUAAGAAAAUCAUGUACAAAAUGAAAUCAAAUUUGAAAAUGUCAUAAUAUUUGCUUUUUAAAAGUACCGCGAUCUUUCGAUGAUAUUAAUUUAAGUAGGGAUAUAUAUUCAAAUUUUAUAGCCACAAAUUCUGAUCUUUCAGGUAUACAUAACGGCUUAAGAUGCCUAAAUGUCUGAUUUAGAUUUUAUGUUGCCAGACGCUACGCUCUUGGCACUGGCAAAGAGUGAGUGACAGUGUGAUAGUAUGCAAGUAAUCGAAUGAAUGAGACAAAUUGUAUGUGUGCGUCUUUCCUUCGAUACGAUUUGCUCAUUUCUGGCAAUACAAUUUGUUUGUUUUCAUGUUGCAUAGUCAGACUGCAACAAAUUAUGUCGAAGGUAAAACUCAGCAGAAUACCCAGCUCGCUAUACUUGAUGUAUUUUCUAUACUGCUGGGUUAUCUAGAUUGUGUAUCUAUAUCGGUGUGUCUAGAAUUACAAUGUACAUGUGCAAUCAACAUGCUUUAAUCCAUGAAAGAGAAGUUACGUUACGGUCGCCUCAUGGACAUAGUGCGAAAUGUCUCUCUCUUUAGAUUUAGAUGCGUAUAAAAUAUAUAUAUAUAUAUAUAUAUAUGUAUGUAUAUAUAUAUAUAUAUAUAUUUAUAUAUAGUACAUUUCCAACGCACAUUGCAUAUCGGUUCUCUCUCAUUUCCCGCAUUAAUAUAUUUAUUAUUAUCGUAAUUGUGUGCUUGUACCAUGUAAACUUAAUGUUCAUUACGCUCAGGCUUGAUGAAAGAAUAUCAUGAUUUAUACCGUCCUUAAUACACCAAUAUGAUACGUCUUUGCCGCAAUGCUUUUUUCAGUUUUUUCAUUAGUAUUGUGGUAAGUUUUUUAAAAAUACUCAAAAUUAUUUACUUGUCUCUGUUCAAGUAAUACAAUAAUUCUCACAUCAAAUUAAAUGAUAUUCUAACAUCACGUCUUGGAAGAUCAUUGAGAGACAUGGUGACAAGUUUAUUUGUUAUUUAAUCAUAUUUUUUUACUAAUUUUUGUGAAUUACAAACUAAAUUAAGUUUUUAAAAAAGUAAUGAGGUGACCCUCGAACGCUUGUAGAAAUUCAAGUAUAUAAAUUACAAGUUUCUUUGAGGACAUUUGUUAAACAUUUUUAUUUUCAAAGCUACAUAUACAAAUUUCUAUUCAAAGUUAUUGAAAUGUUACUUGUAUAUCAAAAUCUUUUGAACUUUGUUAAAAACACAUUGUAAUUUUGUAAUAUAUGACAUAUA